GACCUCCUCCCGGCCCCGCCCCCCAGCCUGGCCUCACCUUCUCCCGGCGCGGGACGAUGAGGCUUCGCGGGCUUCGUGUACCUGGACAGCUGCGGUUACCGGGUUACGAGUAGGGCCGGACGAGCCGUCGCAGUUAAAAAUGGCAGAAACAACCACUUCUCCACUGAAGCACUUUGUGUUGGCCAAAAGGAGAAUUACCGCCAUCUUUGACCAGUUAUUGGACUAUGUCACCGAGGGCACAAGUUUUGUUGAAGCAACAUUUAAGAAUCCAGAACUUGACCGGAUAGCCACUGAGGAUGAUCUGGCAGAAAUACAGGGGUAUAAAAAUAAACUCUCAGUCAUUGGGGAGGUGCUAUCCCGGAGACAUAUGAAAGUGGCAUUUUUUGGCAGGACAAGCAGUGGCAAGAGUUCUGUCAUCAAUGCGAUGUUAUGGGACAGAGUUCUUCCCAGUGGCAUUGGCCACACAACAAACUGCUUCCUGAGCGUGGAAGGAACAGAUGGAGAUAAAGGUUAUCUGAUGACGGAAGGAUCAGAUGAGAAGAAAAGUGUCAAGACUGUUAACCAGCUGGCCCAUGCUCUUCAUAUGGACAAAGAUUUGAAAGCUGGCUGUCUUGUACAUGUAUUUUGGCCUAAGGCAAAGUGUGCAUUAUUGAGAGAUGACCUGGUUUUAGUAGACAGUCCAGGCACAGAUGUUACUACAGAGCUGGAUAGCUGGAUUGAUAAAUUUUGUUUAGAUGCUGAUGUCUUUGUUUUGGUAGCAAAUUCAGAAUCAACACUAAUGAACACGGAAAAACACUUUUUUCACAAGGUAAAUGAGCGACUUUCCAAACCUAAUAUCUUUAUCCUGAAUAACCGAUGGGAUGCCUCUGCCUCAGAACCUGAAUAUAUGGAAGAUGUUCGUAGGCAGCACAUGGAACGAUGCCUGAAUUUCUUGGUGGAGGAGCUCAAAGUGGUGGAUCCCUGUGAAGCACAGAAUCGCAUAUUCUUUGUUUCAGCAAAGGAAGUUCUCAGUGCCAGAAAGCAAAAGGCACAAGGGAUGCCUGAGAGUGGUGGAGCACUUGCUGAAGGAUUUCAGACAAGAUUCCAGGAGUUUCAGAACUUUGAACAAAUCUUUGAGGAGUGUAUCUCGCAGUCAGCAGUGAAAACAAAGUUUGAACAGCACACUAUCAGAGCUAAACAGAUAAUAGAUACUGUGAAAAACAUAAUGGAUUCAAUAAACGUGGCAGCUGCCGAGAAAAGGAUUUAUUCACUGGAGGAGAGGGAGGACCAGACUGACAGAUUGGACUUCAUUAGAAACCAGAUGAACCUUUUAACCCAAGAUGUUAAGAAAAAAAUCAAAGAGGUUACGGCUGAGGUAGAGAGCAAGGUUUCCUGUGCCAUGACAGAUGAAAUUUGUCGCCUUUCUGUUUUGGUUGAUGAGUUUUGUUCUGACUUCCAUCCUUCUCCAAGUGUGCUCAGAAUGUAUAAAACUGAACUAAACAAGCACAUAGAAGAUGGUAUGGGAAGAAAUUUAGCAGAUCGCUGUUCCACAGAAGUCAAUGCCUCAAUGUACCAAUCACAACAGGAAAUGAUCGAAAAUUUGAAGCCAUUGCUUCCUGCUGGUAUACAGAAUAAGCUUCAUCUAUUAAUCCCUUGUAAGAAAUUUGAUCUCAGCUAUGACUUGAAUUGUCACAAGUUGUGUUCUGACUUCCAAGAAGACAUUGUAUUUCGGUUUUCCUUGGGAUGGUCAUCCCUAGUUAGUCGUUUCUUGGGCCCUACAAAUGCCCAGAGGGUCCUCUUAGGAUUAUCAGAGCCCAUUUUACAGGUUCCUCGAUCUAUAGCUUCUACUCCCUCUGCUCCUCCUAAUCCUGCCACACCAGAUGCUGUGUCUCAGGAAGAACUGAUGGUUACCCUAGUGACAGGGUUAGCUUCUUUAACGUCAAGGACUUCCAUGGGCAUCAUUGUUGUUGGGGGAGUGGUCUGGAAAACAAUCGGCUGGAAGCUCAUCACCGUGUCCCUCAGCAUGUACGGAGCGUUGUAUCUCUAUGAACGGCUGACGUGGACCACGCGAGCCAAGGAGAAAGCCUUCAAGCAGCAGUUUGUCAACUAUGCCACGGAAAAACUGCAGAUGAUCGUGAGCUUCACGAGUGCCAACUGCAGCCACCAAGUGCAGCAGGAAAUGGCCACAACUUUUGCUCGGCUGUGUCAGCAAGUCGAUAUUACCCAAAAACAGCUGGAAGAAGAAAUUUCUAGGCUGUCCAAAGAAAUAGACCAGUUGGAGAAAAUACAAAGCCAUUCAAAACUUUUAAGAAAUAAAGCGAUCCGACUUGAAAAUGAGCUGGAGAGUUUUACAAGGCAGUUUCUCCAUCCGGGCAAAUAGAAGAAUCUCAGCAGACGGCUCUGGUGGCACCGGAGGGAAAGCAGGACUUCUGGGAAUGAUAUGGACUAUGCCUGUCGAAUAUUGCAAAUCAGGGUAUAGAUUGUGGCAGUGAACAUUCUCGAGGUGUUUGCGUUUCAUUAACAGUGGUUAUGUGGUAUGUCUGUAUCCUUACGUGUGAGGGGGAUAAAGAACCAAAUUUCUUGCUGAUUUAAAAUAAUGAAUGAAUUUGUGAAAGGAAGUACCACUAAUUGUGAUACCCAUGGCUGGGGAAUGGGGUCUUAAGCUCUUUAAUAGGGCUGUUUGAUUCUGAAAACCCUGCUUCCUGGCAUCCAGGAAUUACGAAAGGCCAUUUCAGUCCUAUCUUUUCCAGGAUAAUUUCCAAUAGCUUCUUUUAUUGAGAAUAACCAAUCUUUAAAAAAUUACUUCUAUUUCUCUAACAGCCCAGAAGAGGAAGAUUUCUUAAAGUGUGUAUUAUUAAUGCAAGUAACAUUCAUUUUUGUCACCGGGCAGGUAAGCAGAGAACAACCUAUUGAUAGGUUUCUCACUGUUGCCCAUUAUGACUGCCUAACACAUCACAGGCCUUGUCAUCGAAUUGUUGUUCACUUAAAGUGGGAUUUGUGGGUGAUGGAGUGAUCUCCGGCCUCUGCUGGGCUAAGGAACAAACGGCAUCUGUGAACCUCGUGAAAGGAAGCUGGAAGGGUGCGAUGCACAGGAAGACAGCCUGGCCACCUAGAAGAGUCAUGAUGUGGAGGAAGAGGAGCGUUUAUCAGGACGGAUGGCCCUGGGCUCCACGAGGAGCGCCGGCCACCUGGGCUUCAGGGUGAACUCGCCAGCUUGAACAGCAUUUCGUCUCACCAGUGUGCUUGACUAGACACAGAAGUGUCAUUCAGUUUGCUUGUAUCUCCAAAGUGGGUUGAGAGUUAGUGUAGGAAUGAUUUUGUGACUGGCUAGCCAGUUCUGGCCAGCUUUGACAUUUUACUGGGGAAAGAACAACUUCAGAUGCCCUUAUUUUAGGUACCAGAGCUGAGCUCUUUCCCUGGGCCGUGGCUGCCUGAGCAGUUUUCUGUUGAGAACAUUUUACUGUAUAUAGGGAUUUGGGGGAUUAUUCAUUCAGUGCUUCCCUUUUUGUGCCUUUAAGGCUUCUGAAUGCUAUUUAUUAUUCAACCUUCUACAGGCAGGGGUGCCUAUAUUUUUAAAGAAUAAAUAGCAUUGUUUUUGGCCAUUAAAAGCCUUUCAAAUUAUUUAUAUAUUUUUAUGCAAAUUAAAUGUUUAACAGGAUAAAACCAUCAGGUCUGGAACUGAAUGAAAAGUUAACAAGUUGUAUGGAUUGGCAGUCCCAAAUAACUUGUCUCACAGGGCCCAACUGAGGAAUGGGAGAAGUGGAAACACUGGGUGGUCUUUGACUGAAUUAACACACUACCCUUUGGUCCAAAUUGGCGUUGGCCCUCAGUAGGAGACAGUUCUGUAUGCAUGUGAACAGCACAGGGGCUUUGGUUGCAUCAAUCUGAUUAAUGUAGCAAUUAUAAACAUUUUCUUCAGUUCUCUGAAAUAAAUAAUUGCCACCUGAUUGGACAUCUGCUGUGUGCAUGUUGGAAAUAAAACAAGAUGGCUGAAGACAAAACACAAUCAACCCCCCAAUCCUGAAGCCACCCCAAGCCCUUUCUUGUUUAAUAAGUCGGGGAAUGACAAAGCCUACGACUUGCACAGAAAUUAUGUCAUUUUAGCACUAACGGGGUUCAGAUUUUUGCAAGAUACUCGAUGUCUAUUUUCUAUGUAUGUUUGCAAGAUCAUUUAUAAACUUUGUAUAAUUCUCAACUUUUUACAAACAUUAUAGUUAAUUUUAUAGCUGUUCAAACUUGCGAGGGACAAAAUAAAAACUAUACCCAUCA
Messenger RNA from Monodelphis domestica (gray short-tailed opossum), 4248 nucleotides. It is a transcript of the gene MFN1, whose product is annotated as mitofusin 1. Gene Ontology annotation, cellular component: mitochondrial outer membrane. Gene Ontology annotation, molecular function: GTPase activity; GTP binding. The record is from RefSeq and is a predicted model, not a curated record. Gene Ontology annotation, biological process: mitochondrion localization; mitochondrial fusion. NCBI's taxonomy places the organism in Eukaryota, Metazoa, Chordata, Mammalia, Didelphimorphia, Didelphidae.